Ostertagia ostertagi is the source of this 585-nucleotide messenger RNA. NCBI's taxonomy places the organism in Eukaryota, Metazoa, Nematoda, Chromadorea, Rhabditida, Trichostrongylidae. The record is from the annotation of a GenBank genome assembly.
AUGCCAGGUGUUGCGAAACCAAUGCCACCAAGGGAGCCAAUUCAGCCUAAAGAGCAGACACCAGCAAGUCCACCUCCGGCACCAGUGUCUGUUCUGCCUCCCAUUGGUCAUGGAGUUUCUCACACACCUUCGGUCCAGCCGACUAGUUUUAAUCCUGCGACACUUGCUUGCGAACUUCGUCGACCUCCUUCCAGUGACGAAGAAGAAAACAACGACGCGGAUUGGGAAGACGAAGACGCUGGCUCACAGACAAAAGCUCAUGAAAGACCAGCAGCGGUAGCCCCCACUGUUCCUUCCUUUCCUGCUGCUGUUGAGACAAAGUCUCAUGCACCCGCUUCGGUGGCAAGCAUUCCGCGAUAUGACGUUGUGCCUGGAGAUGACGAAAUUGCAGGUGGACCUGCACCACCUGGGCUCGCAGCUCAAUAUGAUGUGCCACGUGGUGAUACAAAGUCUCAUGCACCCGCUUCGGUGGCAAGCAUUCCGCGAUAUGACGUUGUGCCUGGAGAUGACGAAAUUGCAGGUGGACCUGCACCACCUGGGCUCGCAGCUCAAUAUGAUGUGCCACCUGGUGAUGUGAGUAGCACU